Messenger RNA from Alternaria arbusti, 1131 nucleotides. RefSeq lists its product as uncharacterized. Lineage: Eukaryota; Fungi; Ascomycota; Dothideomycetes; Pleosporales; Pleosporaceae. Gene Ontology annotation, cellular component: membrane. The record is from RefSeq and is a predicted model, not a curated record. Bases 1 to 1131 code for a protein of 376 amino acids. Gene Ontology annotation, molecular function: phosphotransferase activity, for other substituted phosphate groups. Gene Ontology annotation, biological process: phospholipid biosynthetic process. The transcript has 5 exons.
AUGGUGUACAUACGACAGGAUAAGCUACCAAAGCUCAGGGAGUACAAGUACUCUGGCGUGGAUCACAGCUUGCUUUCACAAUAUGUCCUCAAGCCUUUCUACUCUCAUGUGGUCAUCAAAUGCUUUCCUAUGUGGAUGGCACCCAACCUUAUAACACUCUCUGGGUUCGGGUUCAUCAUAGUCAACUUCCUCACCUUACUCUGGUAUACACCGACCCUUGAUCAAGAUUGUCCGCCUUGGGUGUACGCCAGCUGGGCCAUUGGACUGUUCCUCUACCAAACAUUUGAUGCUGUGGAUGGGAGUCAGGCCCGCAGGACUCGCCAGAGCGGUCCUCUAGGCGAGCUGUUCGAUCAUGGAGUCGAUGCGAUCAAUACGACACUGGAAGUAUUGUUGUUCUCUGCGACAAUGAAUCUUGGCCAAGGCUGGAAGACAGUCCUCACGCUCUUUGCAUUGUAUGCCUCAACGGCCUACCUUGGUGGAGGUAGCUUCUGGCAACGCUCCAUGAUCCAAAGUCUCGGAGUGAAAGAGCAAGGAUUCAUUCCAGAAGUGCUGUACAAUUUGGCAUGGAACGAAUGGUAUAUGGUCUAUGGAGGAGUUGUGCUCGUGUUUAACACUGUUUCGAGCGCGCAAAAUGUAAUGAAGGCGCGUCGUGCCCGUGGUCAAAAGGCGCGAGUCGCUCUCCUGGGUCUUCUUACCUUCGGGGCGGCUUGGGUCCUCAUCACGGCGUACUUGUACCUGCAACCUAUGAUCUUGCAUCACCAUCUGGUUCCGUUCAUCUUCUACGCUGGUCUCAUCAACGCGUACUCGGUGGGUCGCAUGAUCAUCUCUCACCUUACGAAAUCCCGAUUUCCUCGAGGCAACGUACUGAUGUACCCUCUCAUCUACGGAGUGAUCGAUUCGCUCGGGCCAUGGCUACAGGAGCACAUUGGUGUCGGCUGGCCAAGUGCCUUGGGCAACGAUGUUUAUCAGGUUGCCUUUGUGUUCAUGUGUCUAGGUCUUGCUGUCGGUGUGCAUGGAAGCUUCAUCGUGGAUGUUAUUUGGACGAUCUGCGAUUAUCUGGACAUCUGGUGUCUCACGAUCAAGUACCCCUACCAGCCGGUAAAAGAAAACAUCGAACGGAAGGGACAAUGA